Oryza sativa Japonica Group (Japanese rice) is the source of this 1765-nucleotide messenger RNA. The record is from RefSeq and is a predicted model, not a curated record. Lineage: Eukaryota; Viridiplantae; Streptophyta; Magnoliopsida; Poales; Poaceae.
AACAAACCCACUCACCCCAGUCCCGUGUAUUCCCCGCUCUUCCGCCUUCCGCGCCACCAACCCGCGAACCCUAAAAACCCUAGCGCCUACGCGCACCAAUCCACCGGAGAGGGGAGGCGGGGAAGCGGCCAUGGCGGAGCACGACCUGACGGCGCGGAUGGCGGGGCACCUGGACUGCCACCUGGUGCUCCCGCUGCUGGAGUUCCUGCAGGAGCGGCACCUCUACCCGGAGGAGGAGAUCCUCGAGGCGAAGAUCCGCCUCCUCCGGGGCACCAACAUGGUCGACUACGCCAUGGACAUCCACAAGUCGCGCUACGGCACCGACGACGUCCCCGAGGACAUGGUCAAGCGCCGCGCCGAGGUCGUCUCCAGGCUCACCUCGCUCGGCGAGGCCAUCGACAACAUCCACCAGAACCAGCAGAUUGGUCCUGAUCAGAUUGAGACUCUGUAUCAGUAUGCCAAAUUUCAGUUUGACUGUGGGAAUUACUCAUUUGCUGCUCAGUACUUGCAUCAAUACCGUGCUCUGUGCACAAACAUUGAGAGGAGCUUGAGUGCCCUGUGGGGAAAGCUGGCAGCUGAGAUUUUGAUGCAGAACUGGGAUGUUGCACUGGAGGAGCUCAACCGUUUGAAGGAGAUUAUUGAUUCAAAGAACUUCUCUUCACCGCUAAAUCAGCUUCAGAAUAGGAUAUGGCUGAUGCACUGGAGUAUCUUUAUCUUCUACAACCAUGAAAACGGCAGAAAUGGGAUCAUAGAUCUGUUCUUCCAGGAGAGGUACUUGAAUGCAAUCCAGACAAAUGCACCACAUCUUCUGAGAUACCUUGCUACAGCAGUUGUUGUGAACAAAAGGAGAAGGAAUAUGCUUAAGGAGUUGAUUAAAGUCAUUCAGCAGGAGCAGCACAGCUACAAGGAUCCCAUUACUGAAUUUCUGGAAUGCUUGUUUGUUAACUAUGAUUUUGAUGGCGCACAACAGAAACUCAUAGAGUGUGAGGAGGUCAUAUUGAAUGAUCCUUUCCUGGGAAAGCGCAUUGAGGAAGGGAAUUCCAUCACUGUUCCUUUGAGAGAUGAAUUCCUUGAAAAUGCUCGUCUGUUUAUCUUUGAAACUUACUGCCGUAUUCAUCGGUCCAUUGAUAUUGGCAUGCUCUCUCAGAAACUGAACAUGCGCUAUGAUGAAGGGGAGUUGUGGAUAAUGAACUUAGUUAGAAAUUCAAAGCUCGAUGCCAAGAUUGAUUCAGUGUCUGGAACUCUUAUCAUGACGACCAAUCAUGUUAACAUCCACGAGCAGUUUAUCGAAAGCUUGAAGAAUCUUAACAUGCGGACUUCCAUGCUAGCAAAGAACAUUGUGGAGCCAGCUCAAGCAAUGCAACAGGCAACUCGGUGAUAUUGACAGAGAACAUCAAUUUUGAGGCGCCCAGAACUCGUGAAGUUAGACAAACUAUUAAACUUUUAGCACCGACGUCGCGUUAUUAGUACUUGCGAUUCCUCUAUAAAGAAAAAGGAUUCAACAACUAGUGUACAGAAAUAUUUCUAAUUACGUAUCAAAGCUACUAAUACAGCAAUAUCCCGGGGCAAAAGGAAACCCAGGAGGUGUGUUCUCGUUCGCUGCAGCAUAUGCUGAAGUUUUUGUUAUUUUGUACUUGGAAUCCUGUGGCUGAACUGCUGAAGUUAAUCCUUUCUUUUGUACUAGACUGUACUAGAAUCAAGCUUACCUGAUUGUGGUGGUGUUUCGUGUGUCUGUGAAGUGCUGAAGUGUGGUUGCUAUUUAGUU